GCCAAGAAAACGAAUCCAGCGAAGAAGAAGAAGAAUCUGUCCGGCAUUUUCUUUUCUACACGGAAGUGCGAACUUUGUGGCUUUGUGGUGUGACCGACGACCUCUGCUUGUGACCUACAUUUAUUGCCGGCUCUUCGUCGCAUCGCUGAGAAAAUGGGUGUGCAGAUCAUUCCGAUUGCCAACGGUGACCAAACCACGUUCCCGAAACCAGGUCAAACGGCUGUGGUUCACUACACCGGGACCCUCGACGACGGAACCGUUUUCGAUUCUUCGCGCACCCGCGGCAAGCCGUUCAAGUUCGCGGUCGGCAAGGGCGAGGUUAUCCGGGGCUGGGAUGAAGGAGUUGCCCAGAUGUCUGUGGGCCAGCGCGCCAAAUUAGUCUGCUCGCCGGAUUACGCCUACGGAAGCCGUGGCCACCCGGGUGUCAUCCCGCCGAACGCUCGGCUGACCUUCGACGUGGAGCUGCUGCGGGUAGAGUAGAGAGACUGUGCGGCCGUACGAUAAUCAACAGCGCGCCCCUAUUAACCAAACCACAGAACCGACCGGCACCAGCGUAAGCGCCAACAUCCUACCUAACACGUAACAAGCAAUCGAACCGGACCGUGAAGCGAAGCAGUCAGUGCGAGGGCAGAGCGGGAGUCGUAAAACGAGAAGGAAGAAAUAUUCUUAUCACUGACAUUGA
This is a messenger RNA of Anopheles bellator, 682 nucleotides long. It is a transcript of the gene Fkbp12, whose product is annotated as peptidyl-prolyl cis-trans isomerase Fkbp12. Gene Ontology annotation, molecular function: peptidyl-prolyl cis-trans isomerase activity. The transcript has 3 exons. The record is from RefSeq and is a predicted model, not a curated record. The coding region runs from base 154 to 480 and encodes 108 amino acids. Lineage: Eukaryota; Metazoa; Arthropoda; Insecta; Diptera; Culicidae.